Exophiala aquamarina CBS 119918 is the source of this 1422-nucleotide messenger RNA. RefSeq names its product carbamoyl-phosphate synthase arginine-specific small chain. Lineage: Eukaryota; Fungi; Ascomycota; Eurotiomycetes; Chaetothyriales; Herpotrichiellaceae. Bases 1 to 1422 code for a protein of 473 amino acids. The transcript is spliced from 2 exons. The record is from RefSeq and is a predicted model, not a curated record. Gene Ontology annotation, cellular component: cytoplasm; carbamoyl-phosphate synthase complex. Gene Ontology annotation, molecular function: carbamoyl-phosphate synthase (glutamine-hydrolyzing) activity. Gene Ontology annotation, biological process: 'de novo' pyrimidine nucleobase biosynthetic process; L-glutamine metabolic process; L-arginine biosynthetic process.
AUGCUUUUCCGAGCCUUGACUAAGUCGGCCCCGAGCUUCAAGAGCCUCUCGACCCUGCAGUCCCGGACGCUGGCAACAGUCUCCAAUACUACACCUCGCCAGCAACACAUUCCAGUGCAAAAAACCCUCCAAUCGUCUCCUCUUACCCACGAAAGAGCGACUUUUACAAUCCGAAAUGGCCCCAUCUUCCAUGGUACCUCGUUCGGGGCUCGAAGCAACAUUUCAGGCGAAGCCGUGUUCACAACUUCGCUGGUGGGAUAUCCUGAGUCACUCACCGACCCUUCGUAUCGUGGUCAGAUCUUGGUCUUCACCCAGCCCCUAAUUGGGAACUACGGUGUCCCGUCCAACGCACGAGACGAACACGGGCUCUUCAAGUACUUCGAAAGCCCUAACAUUCAAGCUGUGGGUGUGGUCGUGGCAGACGUCGCAGAGAAAUACUCUCACUGGACUGCUGUCGAAAGCUUGAGUGAAUGGUGUGCUAGGGAAGGUGUACCAGCCAUCACCGGUGUCGACACUCGAGCGAUUGUCACUUACUUGCGAGAGCAAGGAUCGAGUCUCGCCAGGAUCACCAUCGGUGAGGAGUACGAUCAGGAUGAAGACGAGGCAUUUGUCGAUCCUGAGCAGAUUAACCUCGUCCGCAAAGUGAGCACCAAGGCACCGUUCCACGUCAGUGCACCGUCUCCCACUGCUCACGUUGCUGUCAUCGACUGUGGAGUGAAGGAGAAUAUUCUGCGUAGUUUGGUUAGCCGAGGGGCUAGUGUUACUUGUUUCCCCUUUGAUUAUCCGAUCCACAAGGUGGCCCAUCACUUUGAUGGUGUCUUCAUUUCCAAUGGACCUGGAGAUCCAACCCACUGCCAAGACACUGUCUAUCAUCUUCGAAAGUUGAUGGAGGGUUCUCAGAUUCCUAUCUUUGGUAUCUGUCUCGGGCAUCAGUUGUUGGCGCUUGCCGCUGGAGGUAGAACCGUGAAGCUCAAGUACGGAAAUCGGGCUCACAAUAUUCCUGCCCUGGAUCUUACAACUGGCAAAUGCCACAUCACCAGCCAGAACCAUGGAUACGCCGUGGAUGCUGCGACACUACCGAGCGACUGGAAGCCAUACUUUAUCAAUCUGAACGAUAACUCGAAUGAAGGACUAAUCCACGCGACUCGACCAAUUUUCUCGACACAGUUCCACCCCGAGGCGAAAGGUGGACCGCUUGACUCCUCGUAUCUAUUUGACAUGUAUCUAGGCAACGUUCACAAGUACCGACAGAGCCAGUCGGUGUAUGAACCACACCGAGACAGUAAGCCAAGCCCCUUGCUUGUGGACCUGUUGUCCAAGGAACGAGUUGGCGUCGAUCUCACCCAAGGCAUUCGAAAUAUGAUGUCUGCCGCAGCGCGUGUGGAAGAGCCAGAACGAGUCUACGCGGCAGGUGCGGCUUGA